CAGGAGUCAAUCUACUUCAGUGUUCAUACACAAUGUGAAUCAAUGAGUGAUUUGUCUUGAUGUUUGAUGGAAAUUUAACUAAUUGUUGCUUUUGUGCCUUGCAGAGAGGAAGCAAAUAUUGACAGAGCUAGGAGUGCAUCAAUAGUUAGCCAUGGCUCUAUUUUCUGGCUUGGGAACACCAUCUACCAGCUUCCAAGAGCCCCAGAGACCAGAGCUGUAUGAAGAAGUUAAGCUCUACCGAAAUGCUCGAGAGCGAGAGAAGUACGACAACAUGGCCGACCUGUACGCCGUCAUCAACACGCUCCAGAACCUGGAGAAGGCGUACAUCAAGGACCGGGUGGCGGCCAAGGAGUACACCGCCGCCUGCUCCAAGCUGCUCGUCCAGUACAAGGCCGCCAUGCGCCAGGUGCAGUCGGACGAGUUCCCCAACGUCGAGGUCUUCAUGAGGCGGUUCAGGCUGGACUGCCCGGCGGCCAUGGAGAGAAUACGAGAGGACCGGCCCAUCACCAUCAAGGACGACAAGGGCAGCACCAACAAGUGCAUCGCAGACACCGUGUCGCUGUACAUCACCAUCAUGGACAAGCUGCGCCUGGAGAUCAAGGCCAAGGACGAGCUGCAUACCGACAUCCGCGACCUGCUCGACACCAUGAACCGUCUCUCGGUGCUGCCAGAGGACUUUGAGGGUAAACAGCGUCUGCUGUUCUGGCUGUCCGCCAUGGCCGAGAUGCAGGCCGCGGACGAGCUCAGCGCCGAGCAGAUCCGAGAGCUGCUCUUCGACCUCGACUCGGGCUACAACGCCUUCAUCAAGGUGCUGCACUGAGCUGAGCUGUGAUAGACCAGCCGCUGGCCCCGGCCCCGGCCCGUGCCCGGUCAGCGCGCUGCCGCUCUGCCCAUCUGGCCGCGCGCGUCUCGGUGUGUGUAUUGUGGGCGUCUCUCCGAUAAUUAAUGCGUCUAUGAGGGAGCGGCUCACGUUUGUGUCUGUGGAUCUCUGUUGAUGUAUGUGUGUAUCGUUUUAUGAGAUCGCUGCCCGUUUUUAGUCACCUGAGGGCUGAGGAGCGGCUAGCUGCCCACGCCGGUGGGCAGCGCGGCCCAUGGAGCGGACAGUGCCGGCCCGGUGCCUUCCUCCGGUCACAGUUAGCUCGGCGGUCAACCGGUCACCGCUCCGGAGGGGCGCGCCGGUCUCGUCUGCCGCUAAAGCCACGGCGUUUGGGGCAGCCAAAGAGCGAACGUGCUCUCAGUCAUGAUGGGACCUAUAAGUAUAUUUUAUAGUUGUGGCUGUAUGCAAGACUCAGCAGUGCUAGGUUUCGGUGGACGGUGUCCUCAGCAGUGAGAACAGUGGCAUCGUUUCAGUGCAUACUCUCGGCCAACCGGACGGUUCAGAGCUCGCUUGCCGGGUCCUUGUCACUAUCAGUUCACAUGUCUCCGUGAGGUGAUCACUUUCAAUACACUCUCUGUAUAACCA
This is a messenger RNA of Amphibalanus amphitrite, 1462 nucleotides long. RefSeq names its product vacuolar protein sorting-associated protein 28 homolog (gene Vps28). NCBI's taxonomy places the organism in Eukaryota, Metazoa, Arthropoda, Thecostraca, Balanomorpha, Balanidae. Gene Ontology annotation, molecular function: protein-containing complex binding. Gene Ontology annotation, cellular component: ESCRT I complex. The transcript has 6 exons. The record is from RefSeq and is a predicted model, not a curated record. Gene Ontology annotation, biological process: protein transport to vacuole involved in ubiquitin-dependent protein catabolic process via the multivesicular body sorting pathway. Bases 152 to 820 code for a protein of 222 amino acids.